This is a messenger RNA of Cherax quadricarinatus, 1065 nucleotides long. Lineage: Eukaryota; Metazoa; Arthropoda; Malacostraca; Decapoda; Parastacidae. The record is from RefSeq and is a predicted model, not a curated record.
CCAAGGCAUGGGGGAGAGUUUUGAUCAUUCUUACCCCAGGAAUCAUCAUGGCCAUGUCUCUGGUACCCAGGACCUGCCUGACGGUGUGUCUUCUGCUGCUGACGACGGCUUCCAUUGUAGCCUCGACUCCCUAUCCUCAAGACCAGCCAGGACACAGCCUAGGGCAUGACCUGCCCCAGGACGACACUAUUCUUCCAGCCGGAGACUUUAAGGACGAAGAGCUUGAUCCUAAUAAUGUCAUCUCAGAGGAUGACAGUUCCACUGAUUCCACAGUGUACGAUCCCCUGGUGAACGAAUUAAUAGUCAACGAAUCCAUAGUAAAUGAAUCCGUUGUGAACGAACCCUUAGUAAACAAUACCAUGGUAGACGACUCCGUGAUACAAGAUUCCUUGGUAAGCGACUUAGUGGCGAACGACUCUGUGGUCAGCCCCAACGUAAAUGAAUCCGCUGAAAAUGAAUCCACUGAAGACGAAUCCGCUGAAAAUGAAUCGACUGAAGUCCCAUCUAAAAACUUAAGACGUGAAAUUAUUUUGAUACGUCCUGUACGUGAUCACCGAAGGCAUCAAGGACACCAUGGUAGUCACCAUAGCAGCCACCACAGUAGUCACCAUAGUGGUGUCCAUGGUAGCCACCACCAUAGUAGUCACCACAGCAGCCACCAUGGGAAUCGCCAUGGUAGUCAUGGCAGCCACCAUCGUCCACGGGGAUACCAUGGCUAGUGUCAAACCCAAGGACACGGCCAUGGAGCAGCCUUAGCAGACUGGCAGCUCUCGCACAACGUACUCUUUGCUGUUCCAUCUAUCACACAACUGUCUACUUAACGAAAACCCUACUGUUCCAUCUAUCACACAACUAUCUACUUAACGAAGACCCUACUGUUCCAUCUAUCACACAACUAUCUACUUAACGAAGACCCUACUGUUCCAUCUAUCACACAACUAUCUACUUAACGAAGACCCUACUGUUCCAUCUAUCACACAACUAUCUACUUAACGAAGACCCUACUGUUCCAUCUAUCACACAACUAUCUACUUAACGAAGACCCUACUGUUCCAUCUAUCAUAA